GCGAUGUUUGUUUGUUUAUUUGUUUGUGAGGGGAGGGCCUUGUGAGGGAGGGCGGGGUCACUGCUAUUGGUAUUAGUUUGUAUUUGUUUGUUUGAUUGUUUAUGACUAAGGGGAGGGUCUUGGGAAGGAGGGAGAGAGGUGUCAUUGAUGUUGAUGUUUGUGUAUUUGUUUGUUUGAGAGUAAGGGGAGGGCCUUGCGAUGUUUGUUUGUUUAUUUGUUUGUGAGGGGAGGGUCUUGUGAGGGAGGGCGGGGUCACUGCUAUUGGUGUUAGUUUGCAUUUGUUUGUUUGUUUGUUUAUGACUAAAGGGAGGGUCCUAGGAAGGAGGGAGGAGUCACUGAUAUUGGUGUUAGUUUGCAUUUGUUUGUGUGUUUGUUUAUGACUAAGGGGAGGGUCUUGGGAAGAAGGGAGGGGUCACUGAUAUUGGUAUUAGUUUGUAUUUGUUUGUUUGAUUGUUUAUGACUAAGGGGAGGGUCUUGGGAAGGAGGGAGAGAGGUGUCAUUGAUCUUGAUGUUUAUUUAUUUGUUUGCGAGUAAGGGGAGGACCUUGGGAAGGAGGGCGGGGUCACUGAUAUUGGUUUCCAAAUAUGUUUGUUUAUUUGAGGGUAAGGGAGUCAUGGAUAUCGGAGUUUGUUCGGAGUUUAUUUAUUUUGAGUUCUUGGAAUUUGUUGGAAUAUGUUUUGUUUAUUUGAGAGCCUUGGUAGGGAGGGAGAGCUCAUUUCAAUAUGUUUGUUUGCAGGGUUGAUAUUUAUUUUUGCAGAGACCUUUGAGUCCUGAUAUUUAUAUUAAUUUCAGUAACUAAAAAAGGCAAGAGGUUUUUUGAACCCGCUUUGGUGUGGCUGCUUGGUCUUUUGGCCUCCGGGUCGAGCGUCCGACUCUUGACCAACUCAGGCCAAGGAAGAAUUAUUAUUAUUAUUAUUAUUAUUAUUAUUAUUAUUAUUAUUAUUAUUAUUUUGUUUAUUUAUACCCUGGCUUGAAGUGUGGAGUGUUUACUGGCCUUGGUUGACCCUUGAAGCGCCUGCCUCGCCAGCCCUACUUCUGAUGGCCAUUGAGGGCUAUUAUUAUUAUUAUUAUUAUUAUUAUUAUUAGAUUAUUAUUAUGUUUAUUUAUACCCUGGCUUGAAGUGUGGAGUGUUUCCUGGCCUUGGUUGACCCUUGAAGCACCCGCCUCGCCUGCCCUACUUCCGAUGGCCAUUGAGGACCAUUAUUAUUAUUAUUAUUAUUAUUAUUAUUAUUAUUAUUAUUAUUAUGUUUAUUUAUACCCUGGCUUGAAGAGGUCAUGGAGUGUUUCCUGGCCUUGGUUGACCCUUGAAGCGCCCGCUUCACCUGCCCUACUUCCGAUGGCCAUUGAGGGCCAUUAUUAUUAUUAUUAUUAUUAUUAUUAUUACACAGAUUAUUAUUAUUAUUAUUAUUAUUAUUAUUAUUAUUAUUAUUAUUUAUACCCUGGCUUGAAGAGGUCAUGGAGUGUUUCCUGGCCUUGGUUGACCCUUGAAGCACCCACCUCGCCUCCCCUACUUUUGAUGGCCAUUGAGGGCCACCAUUAUUAUUAUUAUUAUUAUUAUUAUUAUUAUUAUUAUUUUAUUAUGACACAGCAAACAAGAUAGAUAUGUUGGAUUUCGAUUCACAAAACCACAAGUCGAACACUUCCCAAGUGUCUAGGACUGUGUGAAGUAUUAUUAUUAUUAUUAUUAUUAUUAUUAUUAUUAUUAUUAUUUUAUGACACAGCAAACAGGAUAGAUAUGCUGGAUUUCGUAUCACAAAAUCACAAGUCAAACACUUCCCAAGUGUCUAGGACUGUGUGAUGUAUUAUUAUUAUUAUUAUUAUUAUUAUUAUUAUUAUUAUUUUAUUAUGACACAGCAAACACGAUAGAUAUGCUUGAUUCCUUGCACAGUCUGCAUUUUGGGUCAUCAGCUGAUUUUUCGAUCUUGGCCUGAAUUGCCUUUGUCCUGAUGUCUUGUUCCUGGGCUGCAAGGAUCAGGCCUUCUGCCUCCUUCUUCAGGGUCCCAUUCGUGAGCCAGAGCCAGGUCUUCUCCUUGUCAGCUUUUCCUUCAAUUUUGUCAAGGAACUUCCCAUGCCAUGUUUUGUUGUGCCAGCUGUCAGCUCUAGUUUGUAGUGCGGUUUUCUUGUACUGAUUCUGCUCUAGUUUGUAGUGCAGUUUUCUUGUACUGGUUCUGCUCUAGUUUGUAGUGCGGUUUUCUUGUACUGGUUCUGCUCUAGUUUGUAGUGCAGUUUUCUUGUACUGAUUCUGCUCUAGUUUGUCGUGCGGUUUUCUUGUACUGGUUCUGCUCUAGUUUGUAGUGCGGUUUUCUUGUACUGAUUCUGCUCUAGUUUGUAGUGCGGUUUUCUUGUACUGAUUCUGCUCUAGUUUGUCGUGCGGUUUUCUUGUACUGAUUCUGCUCUAGUUUGUAGUGCGGGUUUCUUGUACUGGUUCUGCUCUAGUUUGUAGUGCGGUUUUCUUGUACUGAUUCUGCUCUAGUUUGUAGUGCGGUUUUCUUGUACUGGUUUUUAUUAUUAUUAUUAUUAUUUAUUAUUUAUACCCUGGCUUGAAGAGGUAAUGGGUCCUUUGCAAGAAGGUAAACCUCUCAAGGAGAGCCUUCAAGGGCAAGGUGUGUGUAUAUGUUUACAUAGGAGGCAAGGGGAGGAUUGGCUGGGAGCGGAGGGUGGGGCGGCUCGCCCUGGGACGGCCACCCUGGCUGGCCAUUGGGGUCAAGGGGAGACCGGCCUUAGUCUCGGCCUUGGCGGUCACCUUGCCUGCAUCGCUUGGGCGAUAAGAGAAGAAGGAAACCCUUGAAGGCGAGAGAGAAAGAGAAGACCCUGCUCCAUUGCUGCUGCAGAAGGAAGAAAGAAAGGAAAGAAGGAACGAAGGUGCCGGCCGGCCGGGAUGUCUCGCAAGGUGAGCCUGGACCACCUGGAGGACCACCUGCUCUGCCCCAUCUGCCUGGAGGUCUUCCGGGAGCCGCUGAUGCUGCCCUGCGGCCACUCCUACUGCCGGCCCUGCGUGGAGUCCCUCUCGGGGGGCCCCGAGGCCCGCUUCCUCUGCCCCCUCUGCCGGCAGAGCGCCCACGCGGCCAGCUCCCCCCCCAACGUCAGCCUGGCCCGCCUGGUGGAGGCCCUGCGCACUGGGGCCCACGGGGGGGAGGAGCAGCAGGAGCAGCAGGAGGAGGAGUCCUGCCCCGACCACCGCAACCCCCUGAGCCUCUUCUGCGAGGACGACCGGGACGUCAUCUGCGGGCUCUGCGGCACCAUCGGCACCCACCGCCACCACCGCCUCACCCCGCUCUCCACCGCCUACAGCCGCAUGAAGGAGGAUCUGUCUGGUCGGAUGACGGAGGUGCAGGAGCAGGCGCGGGGCCUGGAGGAGCUCCUGGGGAGGCUGAUGAACAACAAGACCCGCAUCGUGAACGAGUCGGACGUCUUCAAGUGGGUGUUGCGGAAGCAUUUCCAGGAUCUGCACCGCUUUGUGGACGAGGAGAAGGCCCGCUUCCUGGGGCGCGUGGAGAGGCAAGUGGGGGCCCUGCAGGCCGGGCUGGAGGAGCAGCAGGAGCAGGCCCAGGCCGCCCUCGAGCGGAUACGCCACCUCCAGGAACGCCUCACAGCCCUCUCCGACCAGGGCCAGCACGCAUUCAUCCGGAAAUACAGCUCCCUCCCCUCCAGGUCCGAGCUGACCCCUCCGAGCCUGUCCGAGGGGCUCUCCUCCGCCCCUCCGGCCGUGUCCUUCCAGCCGGACUUCCACGCGGAGGACGUGCAGAUGGAGGUGUGGAAGCGCCUGUUGCGGCGAGUGCUGCCGACCCCGGAGGCCCUGACGCUGGAGGGUCCCUCGUGGGCGGCGGGGCAGGGGGGUCGUCGGGGGAGCCUCCCGGAGCGGUCGGAGGGGGGCCCCUCGUGGGCGGUGGGUCGGAGGGGCUUCUCGUGGGGGCGGCACUACUGGGAGGUGGAGGUGGGGUCCCGGGGGUCCUGGCGCCUGGGCCUGGUCAAGGCCUCCGCCCUGGGACCCCCCCGGCAGAGGGCCCGGCUGCCCAAGAGCCCGGCGGGGGGGGCCUGGCUGGUGGGGCUGCGGGGGGGCUCCCGGCUGGAGGCCCUGGCGGGGCCCCCCCUGCCCCUGCCCCUCCCCCUGGGGGCCCCCCCCUCCCGCCUGGGCCUCUUCCUCCACUACCCCGCCGGGGAGCUCACCUUCUUCGACGCCAGCCGCGCCCCCCGGGAGAUGGCCCCCCUCUACACCUUCCGGGGGGGCUUCCAGGGGACACUCUACCCCGUCCUCGACCUCGGGCCCUGGGGGCACAAGGGGCACCCCGCCCUCGCCCCGCCCAUCCUGCCCAGGAUGGAUGGAAGGGAAGGGAAGAAAGAUAGAAAUAGAGGGAACGAAGAAGAGGAAGAGAAGGAGGAGGAAGAGGAAGGCGGCCAAGGGGAGACCCAGCAGCACACCAAGCUGUAGUCAAGCAGAGGGAGAGAUAGAUGGA
Molecule: messenger RNA, 4454 nt
Organism: Anolis carolinensis (green anole)
Lineage: Eukaryota; Metazoa; Chordata; Lepidosauria; Squamata; Anolidae
Product: E3 ubiquitin-protein ligase TRIM50-like
Exons: 6
Coding region: 2879-4429 (516 amino acids)
Biological process (GO): protein ubiquitination
Cellular component (GO): cytoplasm
Molecular function (GO): zinc ion binding; protein binding; ubiquitin protein ligase activity
Source: RefSeq, a predicted model, not a curated record